Molecule: messenger RNA, 1908 nt
Organism: Ceratosolen solmsi marchali
Lineage: Eukaryota; Metazoa; Arthropoda; Insecta; Hymenoptera; Agaonidae
Gene: Acsf2
Product: Acyl-CoA synthetase family member 2
Exons: 8
Coding region: 1-1773 (590 amino acids)
Biological process (GO): fatty acid metabolic process
Molecular function (GO): medium-chain fatty acid-CoA ligase activity
Source: RefSeq, a predicted model, not a curated record
AUGUCUAAAAUGCGCCAAUCGCCUCUGAACGUCUCAAGAAAAUUAUGUUUAGACAUUUCUACUUUUCUCUUACAAGACUGUAGAUAUGCAAGCAGCACCGUCCAAAACAUUUUCGAACAAAGGUCGGUAGCAGAGCUUGCGUAUAUACAACAACCGGGGCAGAUGCCACUGGAGAACAUGACGGUCGGCUGUCUGCUGGAAAGGGCGGCGGAACAAUGGCCCAACCGGGAUUUCGUGAUUUCUCUACACCAGAACGUACGACUGAGUUUCUCAGAGGUACUAAUGCGAGCGGACCGACUGGCUGCGGGACUUAUAAAAAUCGGUUUACGCCGAGGCGAUCACAUUGGCAUUUGGAGUCCAAACUAUUACCAAUGGAUUCUCUCAUACAUGGCAGGGGCAAGAGCGGGUUUGGUCAUUGCCGGUAUUAAUCCUAUGUUCUAUGAGAGCGAGUUUCAAUUCUGCGUGGAGAAAAUUGGAAUGAAGGCCAUUUUCGCUCCCGCGUCCCAUCGGAAUAAAAAGUAUGCGGAUAUAAUGCUGACGGUAAAGAAGCACUGUCCGUUCCUCGAGCACAUCAUCACAUUUGAUGAUGACCACGUAACAGGCACAAGGCGAUUACGCGACAUCGAGGAACUAGCGAACAAAAGAGAGAUCGAAGCGAUCAAAAAGGAGCAAUCCGCGAUCUCGAUGAACAGCGGAGUUAACAUUCAAUUUACAUCGGGAACAACGGGAAAGUCAAAGGCAGUUGUCCUGUCACACAGAUCGCUUGUGAAUAAUGCAAAGCAGGUAUCAUUAAGAAUUGACUUGAACAAUCGUAAAAUUUGUCUUAAUGUUCCCCUUUUCCAUGCUUUUGGUAUGGUUUCGGGUGUCACAGCUCCUAUGCACACGGGAAGUAUUAUUGUAUUAGAAAAUUUCACUUUUAAUCCUAUGACAUCCGUGAAUACAAUAAUACAAGAAAAAUGUGACGUAGCUUAUGCCACCCCAACAAUGUGGAUAAAUAUGAUUGACGUACAAAAUAAAUUGGGUCUAAAAAUUGCUUCUUUAUAUAAUGGAUUAAUUGGAGGAGCUCCUGUUUCUCCGAAUCUGUAUAAAAGAAUACGAAAAUACUUACAUUUGGAUAAAAUACAAUCGAUAUAUGGCUUAACCGAGGCUACAGGAAUUAUAUGUCAAUCUUACGAAAAUGAACCAACGGAGCUUACCGAUACAACUGUAGGGCAUGUUUCCGAUCACUUAGAAGUGAAAGUCGUUGAUAAAAAUGAUAAUAUUGUCCCAUUUGGAUCUUCUGGUGAACUUUGUGUAAGAGGUUAUAGUACGAUGAUAGGGUAUUGGAAUGAUGAAGAAAAUACGAAUAAAGUACUAUCAGAAGAUAAAUGGUUGAAAACUGGAGAUCAAUUUAUACUUUAUAAGAAUGGAUAUGGAUGUGUAAUCGGAAGGAUAAAAGAUAUGAUAAUUAGAGGAGGAGAAAAUAUUUUUCCCGUGGAAAUUGAAUCAUUUUAUGAAUCACAUCCUGCAAUAUGUGAGGUACAAGUUAUUGGUGUUUAUGACGAAAUUUAUGGAGAAGAGAUUUGCGCUUUCAUUAGAUUGCGCGCUGGUGCGAAGCUAACUAAUGAAGAUAUUAUUAAUUACGCAACAGGCAAAAUAGCUCAUUUUAAAAUUCCACGCUAUAUACAAUUUCGUAAUGAUUUCCCAAAGACAGCAAGUGGAAAAGUACAGAAAUUCAAGUUAAAAGAAGAAGUUGAGAAGCAAAAACUUGUGCCAAAGAAACCAGAAAAUUGAUUAUUUAUCAACUAAACAUAUAUUUUAUAUAAUUUUAGAAUGUUAUUUUUCAUUUUUCAAUAUUUAUCAAGUGAUUCACAUCUUCAUGUAGAUAAGUUUUCAAUGGCAAAAUAAAAAUAUUAAUUUAUAUUAUAA